Messenger RNA from Cyphellophora attinorum, 2091 nucleotides. RefSeq names its product TATA element modulatory factor. Lineage: Eukaryota; Fungi; Ascomycota; Eurotiomycetes; Chaetothyriales; Cyphellophoraceae. Gene Ontology annotation, cellular component: endoplasmic reticulum; Golgi apparatus. The coding region runs from base 1 to 2091 and encodes 696 amino acids. The transcript is spliced from 2 exons. The record is from RefSeq and is a predicted model, not a curated record.
AUGGCAAAGAAGAACGCAAGUCGACCAGAAAGUCCGCUUCCGCCGCCAAUGGACUCCCAGGAGAAGGAGAAUAUCGAGCCUGUCGGCACGAGCGCCCAAGAGACUCAGCCAGCGGACAUCAACCUGCUGCCAGAGGAGUCUGAGAGACACGUGCAACCAAAUCUGUCUGCAGUCCCGUCGUUGCGCGCCUCGGCCGAAUCGCAGAGUGUGGUGCACCCGUCUGAUCUGCAUUCACACCUCGAAGCAGAGGCAGCGCGGCAGAAGCUCUCAGACGAACUGACGGAACAUAAAGAACGCAUCGAUUCGCUGCAAGCGAAACUCAGGACCCUUUCUACGCAAGCGGCGAGGGCGGCGGAGGGCGCUGUGGCUGCUGCAGAAGCAGGCAGCACGGACAAAAAGCUAGCUGAAAAGGAGAAAGGCUAUGCCCUCUUGACCGAAGAAUGGACCAGCCUACAGAAGAAAGAAAUGACCUUACGACAGACUAUCAAAAGAAUGACGGACCAGGCCAGGAUCAGCGAAAAGUCCCAAGCUGACACAAAACAGCGUGCGGAGAAAGCAGAACGCAAUCUGCGUAUAAUGGAGGACCGUGCCAGGAAAGCCGAAGCCGUCGCGAAACGUUCAGAGCAAAGCCUGGCAGCAAGUGCAUCAGCGUCCUAUAGCAUCGAAGCCGUGACCAAGGAGCGCGAUGCGCUAAGUAGAACUCUAGCAGACAUCAGAGCACAGCUGUCUCGUGCCAACCAAAGGGCGGAAGCGGCAGAAAGCAAGGCCACGAGUGAACAGCUCGACAAAGAGCGUACACGAACAGCAGAGCUGCAGGACGACCUUACGAGCGCCAGAGUCGAGCGGGAACUGGCGGAAGAGAAGCUGCGUCGGGAAAUCAAAGACCUUACCGCUUCACUGGAACGGGAAAAGGAACACAGUCGCGCAAUGGAGACUGAAAUGCUUGGCGAGCAAGCCGCCCUGGAAAGCAAACUCGAGUCCUUCCGCGCGCGCGCCGAAGAGGCGUCCUCUAGCGAUCAAGGCGACGUGCAGGCCAAGCUCUUGCGACAGAUCGAGACACUGCAGAGUCAGUACGCUGCUGCGAGUCAGAACUGGCAAGGCAUAGAAAGCAGUCUACUGGCUCGCAUAACACAUCUGGAGAAGGAGCGGGAUGAAGUCGCGAAUAGAGAGACUGACGUGAGGAGAAAGCUUCGAGAAAGUACCUCCAAGCUCAAGCGGACUGAGCGGGAUCUAGAAGACGCGCAGAACCGCCUGCCCGAGACCGAGAAGCUCCUCGGCGAAGCUGAGGAAGAAGGCAGGCGGCACCAGCGGAAGAUCGGCCUCCUGAAAGACGAAUUGAUCCAGACGCGUCAAGAGCGUGACGACCAGGAAGUCCAGCACGAACGCGAUUUCAAGCAGAGAUUAGAAGAGGAACGUGCGAAGUGGGCCGCCUCUGCCAUCCAGCCAGCCCGAACAGAGUCACCCGUGACCUCGCUCCGAAAAGGUGGCCUAGGCAUCAUGCCCACGGACCCGUUCGAGCGUCGACGCUCCUCCGUCUACCCCUAUCUCGACACCUCUUCCCGCCAACACUCCGUGAACUCUCUGAAGGGUCUCACCAACGGCGGAGCCACCGCCGUCCCUGAGACACCCUCGAUCAUGACUUCCCACGACCCAGAUGAGUACUUCAACAACGUCCCACCCACUCCCGCCUCCCAAAGUCACGCCAAUUCCCCACGCGCCGUGCACGACCUAGUCUCAACCUCAACCGUCGGCGCUGGCCCCUCAGUACAGCUCGUCGAGCGCAUGUCCGCCAACGUGCGACGGCUAGAGUCCGAGAAAGCCGCCUCGAGGGACGAAAUCGCCCGCCUGACAACCCAGCGCGACGAAUCCCGUCGGGAAGUCGUCGAGUUGAUGCGCGAGAUGGACGAGAAGCGGGAUGUUGCGACGCGGCUGGCGAAUCUGGAGGCCGAAAAUGCGGGCCUGGCGAAGAGGCAUCAGACGACGCUGGAGUUGCUGGGAGAAAAGAGCGAGCAGGUCGAGGAGCUGCAGGCGGAUAUUCUGGAUGUUAAGCAGAUGUAUCGGCAGCUGGCGGACACGAUGGGGAAGUCGUAG